Messenger RNA from Xiphias gladius (swordfish), 838 nucleotides. RefSeq names its product achaete-scute homolog 4. The transcript has 2 exons. The record is from RefSeq and is a predicted model, not a curated record. Gene Ontology annotation, molecular function: RNA polymerase II transcription regulatory region sequence-specific DNA binding; protein dimerization activity; DNA-binding transcription factor activity, RNA polymerase II-specific. Gene Ontology annotation, biological process: developmental process; regulation of transcription by RNA polymerase II. Bases 183 to 725 code for a protein of 180 amino acids. NCBI's taxonomy places the organism in Eukaryota, Metazoa, Chordata, Actinopteri, Istiophoriformes, Xiphiidae.
CACUGAGGGCACACUGAGCUGGUCCAUGCCCACAGGACUCAGGUUCAUGUCAUUCAUUCUGGGGAAACAACAUCAUAACAAAACAACGUUGUGUUUUUUUUUUUGGCUGCAACUAUAAGAAGUGAACUUUGGCUCUGAUAUCAUCUGACUGGUACAGCAGAUUAUUACAAAGGAAAUGUGAGAUGUCUUAUCCUGGCAAGGAGUUGAUGGAGCAUAUUCCGUAUGUCCCUCCGCUGGCUCUCCACGGCAUCUCCAUGGACAACAGCGGAGCGCACUACAAAGAUGCGCUUCGACUCGGACUGCCCUUCCACCUGGACGCUGCAUACCUCGACCCUGUGCACGGCCAGAUGUUACCCUACAGACGGUUAUCCUACUUCCCCUUCCACGGGCCUCUCGGUGUGUGUGAAUAUUCCUUCGAGCCCUCGUUCAUCAGGAAAAGGAACGAAAGGGAGCGACACCGGGUGCGUUGCGUAAACGAGGGUUACGCGCGGCUCAGGGAGCAUCUGCCGCAGGAGUUUGAGGACAAGCGGCUCAGCAAAGUUGAGACUCUGCGGGCGGCUAUUGACUAUAUCAAACACCUGCAGAGCCUGCUGGACUUAAACGUGUCCGGGAUGGAUAUGUCACUCGGAGAUGCGCGCAACCAUGCGCCGCUGCCGCAGAGGACAGAAUGCAGCAGUGAUGGAGAAUCCAAAACUGGCCUCAGCGACAGUGGGGAAAUUGUUUAGUAGCUCUCACUCUCGUUCUCUCUAUGACAUGCUUUAAUUAUAAUUAAAUGUAAUUAAAAGGACAAAGAACAAAAAAACAAAAAAAAAACAAAAGAGAAAGUUUUUGCAGUAAA